Messenger RNA from Trematosphaeria pertusa, 567 nucleotides. RefSeq lists its product as uncharacterized. The annotation marks the transcript as partial. The record is from RefSeq and is a predicted model, not a curated record. The transcript has 3 exons. NCBI's taxonomy places the organism in Eukaryota, Fungi, Ascomycota, Dothideomycetes, Pleosporales, Trematosphaeriaceae.
CCAUGUUAUGCCGAAGGUGCUACGAAUGGGCAUGGCGGGCCUAAUCCAGGCGCUGACUCUCCCAGAGGGCCUCCUUCCAUCAAUCCUGGGCAGGACUGCACAGAUCCUGGACCGUAUUAUGGGGAUUAUUCUCCGGGAAACCCUUUUCCCGUCUACGUCUCGGCCACCUGGUGUCCGGAUCAGCAGGAAUGGCGCCUUACUUUUGACGUGUACUAUGUGCAUGAUGGCAACCUGAGCGCUGGACAUCCGCAUGACUGGGAGGGGAUCAUCGUUGUAUUCAGGAAAGAUCCUGGCGCUCGUGGCGAAGACUGGUGGGUCGCUUCGGGGGUGAUUUUCAAUCGUCAUCACUGGCAUGAUUACUACGACUGGGCAGACGUGAACACAGUCUCUGGGCUUGACGAUGUUCGAGCUGACGUUCUCGGAAGUGGCAAGAAUCACCCCAAGGUCUACGUCGGACUGUAUUCCCACAGCGCAUAUCGAUCCAAGUGCGACAUAGGCUGCGGCAAUUUGGUCAACACGGGCCCCUUAGUUUGGAAUGAGUACCGUUCCAGUGAUUGGUUCCGGUUG